This is a messenger RNA of Corticium candelabrum, 1895 nucleotides long. Its product is annotated as collagen alpha-1(X) chain-like. Gene Ontology annotation, cellular component: extracellular matrix; membrane. NCBI's taxonomy places the organism in Eukaryota, Metazoa, Porifera, Homoscleromorpha, Homosclerophorida, Plakinidae. The record is from RefSeq and is a predicted model, not a curated record. The transcript is spliced from 16 exons. Gene Ontology annotation, molecular function: tumor necrosis factor receptor binding. The coding region runs from base 696 to 1697 and encodes 333 amino acids. Gene Ontology annotation, biological process: immune response.
UUAAACACUAACCUUCACCUGUAUCUAUUUCUACUAUUUAUCUUGCUACUAUACCAUCUAUACCAUCUGUUCUUCUUGUUUUGUCUACUUCUGGUUACACUUCUUCACCCAACAUCACACCCAACAUCUUAAACAUGAUGCCAUCAUUAUCUAGCUAGUUAAUUUAUUGGUACCCAGGAGCAAGUUGUACAUAUUCUUUGAUAAAUUAACAGCCAGACUUUUAUUGGCCUUUUGAUCUAAAAUUUAAGGUGAUGUUGCAGUGUGGGGUGGUGUCACAAUGUGGCACAAUGAUAGCUCAAUUAACUUCCUUGGUUUGAUAAAUCUCAUUGAAGUCAUGAUUUUAAGGCAAUAUUGUCGUGGUGUUUGGCAUCACUUACAACAUUUCUAUCUUUCUACAAAUGUUUUGUUGCUGAUAUUUGUGAUCUAUCUUUAUGGUUGGCAGCUGCAGCAAGACAAUAAGCCACACCUACUUGACACAGAGCAAUUUCUGAAAUUUGUGAAGUUGGAUGAAAGGAACAGUUUGAAUAAAAGUAUGACAUUAAAGCAGCACUAAUCAGAAUCAUUCAUUGUGGAUGUUUGGGAGCUUCUAACUUAUGUGUAAAUGAACAGACACGACAGCAAGCAGACAAUAGGUGGCAACAUUGCUGAUAUGAGUGGACAAGCAACUGGUAGUGUUAGUUGUCUUGGCAUUGCGUAUGCAACUGUCACUAUUGCAGUCUGUGGAUGUGGACUGCAUUGCAAACAAGGGAGAACCGGGUGUCCCCGGAGUGCCGGGUCCUCCAGGAAGACAGGGACCAGUAGGAAAGGAAGGAGCACCAGGAAUUGCAGGCGGCACCGGCUUGAAGGGUGAGGUAGGAGCUGAAGGUGCAGUCGGUCCACCAGGCAAACAAGGAGUACAAGGUGUGUUGGGUCCAGCAGGUCCACUCGGACCUCAAGGCCCUCCAGGGAAAAGUGUGGUGGGUCCACCAGGACCCAGAGGUCCUCCAGGAGUGACGGGACAUGGAGAGAAGGGAGAACGAGGAAUGUUGGGUCCAAGAGGAUUGGCUGGAUUAGAUGGCAUUCCGGGUGUUGCAGGUCCCAUCGGAGCCGUAGGAUCACGUGGACCAUUGGGAGUGAAGGGUGAUCGUGGAUUACCCGGAGCAAAGGGAGAAGCCGGACCACAAGGUCGUCCUGGUGCAGAGAUGAGUGAAGAUGUGUUGAAAGUGUAUUUUUCUCCAGUCAAGGGACUGGCAGAGAGGAUGAAACAACUGGAGGAUUGGAAAGAAGAGUGGACAAAGAAUGAGAGUAGAAUGAAUGAGAGUAGAGUGACUGUUGCAGCACAUCUUGUAGGAUUGUCAAGCAGUUGGCAUUCUAUAUCAGGUGUGAUAACCUACUGGCAAACAAGCAGUCCAUCAUUCUUACUGGGUGGCAUCACAUACAGCAGUGGAGCUCUUACUAUUCCAUCUGAUGGUGUUUACUAUAUUUAUACACAUCUCUACUUGUAUCAAAGUGGCAAUUAUAUUCAACCUUACAUCAGAGUAAAUGGCAAUCUUGUUUUGUACAUCCGGAGUUACCAUGCUCAUAGUGAAGAGAAAACCAAGCAUGCUGGUCUACUUCAGCAGCUGAAAAAAGGUGACAGUGUGGACAUACAUGGUGGAGGAUAUCGACACCACAUGACCUCUACUUAUUCAGUUUUUGGUAUUUUUAAGAUCCACUAGAAGCAUGUUGUUGAAAAUGAAAAUGUCAAAUAAUUAAUUUAGUGAUAAGUGUGAGUGUCAAUAACUUCAUGUGAUCAUGUGAUCAUGUUAGUAAUUGUAGUUGUGACUGUUUAUGUUGGACUGUAGUGUGACCAUUCAAUCCUAAUUUGUGUUUGUUGUUUUGUUUCUAUAUUGUUAGCAAUAAAUGUCCAUCUCUUU